Molecule: messenger RNA, 192 nt
Organism: Coprinopsis cinerea okayama7#130
Lineage: Eukaryota; Fungi; Basidiomycota; Agaricomycetes; Agaricales; Psathyrellaceae
Exons: 2
Coding region: 1-192 (63 amino acids)
Source: RefSeq, a predicted model, not a curated record
AUGGAUUCCUCAGACCCUGGUUAUGAGCUUGCGAUCGACUAUGCUGAGGUCUAUACAACGCCGUCGCUGGGUGGAGGCUACCCAGAUGGGAGUCCUGUCAUCGUUUCUGCACCCGCCACCACCGUGACUGUGACGCACGAAGUGUAUGGAUCAACCGCAUCUGUACGAUUGGUUUCUAAAAUCCUUGUCUAG